This is a messenger RNA of Macrosiphum euphorbiae (potato aphid), 5238 nucleotides long. NCBI's taxonomy places the organism in Eukaryota, Metazoa, Arthropoda, Insecta, Hemiptera, Aphididae. The record is from the annotation of a GenBank genome assembly.
AUGGUCGAGACCAAGAAAGAAUUCGCUGAACGCGAGGAGCGCCGUCGCGCGAUCGCAGCCCUGAAGCGGGAGUCCGCGAUUGAGGGUAUAAAGGCGGUGCAUGCCAUGAUACCACGCGCGAAUUCCGAGCCGGACUUCGUACCCGAAUUUAUUUUAAAUGUUGACGGGUUAGAUGCGGGGUGGUCUCAGUAUGAAGCGGAAGAUAACACGGUAUUAGAAUGCCUUGUUAACUUAGGUAAGGCCAGUGAAUAUACCCCCGGACAAUCGGGUGAAUUACGAAUUUUGAUUAAUUCCGCGAAAGCUGCCGCGAAUUUACUUCGUCCGACUCGCACAGCGCCCACCGCGGGCCAAAACGUCGGUAACUCAUCGUCCGUGUUCGACGCGUCGUCCGGUCCAACGUUACCGCGACUUCCGGAAAUCCCCCUACCGAGAUUUGGAGGCGAUUUUCGCUUGUGGCCGACUUUUCGUGAUACAUUCAUUAAGCAAGUCGAUAGCCGCCAAUACCUGUCGAACGUAGAUAAGUUAUAUUAUUUGACUGGGUGUUUGCAUGGUGCAGCCUUGGAUGCGAUUCGCAGUAUACCCGCGUCCGAUGAUAACUAUCAGUUGAUAUGGUCAACUUUGUCCGCGCGUUUCUACCGCCCGCGUAUGGUCGCGACUUCGCUAUUAGAAAAAGUGUUAAACGCGCCGUCGUCGUCGCAGGAGUCAUUGCACGACUUAACCGUUUUUUUAUCUACAUUUGACGAAAACAUUUCGUUAUUAUCCGCGAUGGACAUUCCCGACCUCGGGUCGUUCAUCCUGUUUACGUCGGCUUUCCGUGCGUUACCGCUCGCCACUCGCAAAUUAUUCGAAUCCACCAUGACAAGUGACGACGUUUAUCCAUCAGUCGAUAAACUGCUGAAAUUCGUGCGGGAUCGUAUUACCGUCUUAGAAAAUGUGGGCGAGCCGCGGAAGACUAGUGCCAAGCCGAAGCCACAGCCUGUUACCGGGCCGUACGUUAGUCACCGCGCGGGGAAAAGUAAUCCCGUGGCGCUCGUCGCCGCGAAACCAACGGAGCGUCAUUCACAGACUCCUACCAGCUCAUGUUCAUGCUGUCAGGGUUCACACAGCAUCAGCGCGUGUCCGAAGUUCCGAUCAUGGUCAUUGGACGAUCGGAAUCGAUGGGCCCAUGAAAAUAAAGUUUGUUUUAAUUGCCUCAGCGGUAAUCAUUUUAUCCGCGCCUGUUCGUCCAAGUCGCGAUGUCACCAGUGUUCGAAAAAACAUCACACGUUGUUACAUGGUGUUACUCCCAACCGUCAAGAGGAAGGCGGUGAAAGUGGGGGGGAAACACCGUCGUGUUGCGCGGCCGCGUUGGCACCGCGCCCGAGUGCGAUACCAACGGUUUUGUUAGGCACUGCGUUGAUUCACGCUCGCGACAGGGCCGGUACGUGGCAAACAGUUCGCGCGUUGGUCGACUCCGCGUCCCAGAUAAGUGCCAUGACAGUCGAGUGUUCCACCCGCUUAGGAUUCCGGCCCCGUCCGUGGACCAUGCCAGUCAGUGGCAUAUCCGGUACACCUGUCGUCAGCGUGAAGGGCAUCGUCGAAUGUCACAUCCGGCCGCGUUUUGCGUCCGAACCAUCGCUGACUGUGCAAGCGUGGGUGCUGCCUUCAAUCACUAGUGACAUGCCGCGCACCUCAAUCCCCGUCGACAUUAAGGACCGAUUUUCCACCCUCGCGCUCGCCGAUCCGCAGUUCAACGUCGCGUCACCGGUCGACAUGUUACUCGGGGCCGACGUGUUUUCAGCGAUAUUGGAUGGUCGUCAAAUCAAAAUCGACGAGGCACUGCCCACGGCAUUCAGUUCGAUUUUCGGUUGGGUCCUCAUUGGACCACUGCCAGCGACCGCCACUUGUCAUGUCUUCACCACACCGGUGUCAUUAGCGACAUCCAUCGAGAAUCUAAUGGACAAGUUUUGGUCAGUUGAAGAACCGGACGCUGCACCUCCUUCCUUCACCGACGACGGUUGGUGUGAGAGUCACUUCCGCGCUGAACACACACGUUUACCGUCUGGGCGAUUUCAAGUGCCGCUGCCGACGCGUAAGCCGGUAUCCGAGUUGUCAUUCCCGGGUUCGCGUUCCGUCGCGCUAAAACGUUUUGAGUCGCUCGAACGUAAGUUGAUGUCUAACCCGACUCUGCGCGUGGCAUAUUGUGCCUUUAUGUCUGAAUACUUGUCGCUCGGCCAUAUGUCCGUGGCAGCGACACCGGGGCGAUAUGUCAUCCCCCACCAUGCCGUAUGUAACCAGUCCAACGGAGACUUAAAAAUCCGCGUUGUGUUCGACGCUUCGGCAGUGUCCCAUGACGGGACGUCACUAAACGGCUGUCUAAUGCAAGGUCCGAAGUUACAGCAAGACAUCGUCGACAUUCUAACCAGGUUCCGGGUGAACAAGUACGCGUUCACCACUGACAUCUGCAAAAUGUACCGGCAGGUGAUGGUGGCGCCCGAGUACCGGCCGCUGCAACACAUCCUAUGGCGUGCGUCACCUCACGACCAGCUUGUCGAAUACGAAUUAAACACCGUGACGUAUGGCCUGAACUGCGCUCCGUUCUUGGCACUCCGCGUGCUGGCUGCGAUCGCCGAGGUGGAUUGCGUCGGUCAUGAGGGAGUACGGCAGGCGUUGCUGCACCAAACCUAUGUCGACGACAUAUGUACGGGGGGCGACACAAUCGACGAUGUUUGUACGCUCCAAAGGGAGAUGAUCGCGGUGCUCGGCAACUCCGGUCUGGAAUUGAAGAAGUGGUCGAGUAACUGUCCCGCGAUCCUCAACGGUGUACCCGCGUCCGACUGUGUGACCGGUCCUUUAUCGUUCGAUGCUGUGGAUGGGAUCGGGGUCAAGGUUCUCGGCUUGCAAUGGCAGCCGACAGAUGACGUUUUUAGGUGUGCCCUCCGGUGCGAUGCGCCACCCGUAUUCACCAAACGCGGCGUCUUAUCAUUAAUCGCGCGUAUUUUCGAUCCGUUGGGCAUAUUCGCGCCGGCCACUUUCUACGCGAAGCACAUAAUGCAACGGACGUGGUCAUGCAACCUUGGCUGGGAUGACCCUCUUCCGAAGGAUCUCCAUCAAGAAUGGUCCACUUUCGUUGAAUCGUUGGCCUGCCUCCUUCAGAUUAACAUUCCGCGACACUUCAACACGCAGUCCGCCGACCGUUGUUUAUUGUUGGGAUUUUGUGAUGCGUCACAGCAUGGUUGCGCAGCUGUCGUAUACCUCCGCGUGUUGGACGACCGGGAGGACGUUUCGAUUUCGUUGGUCGGCGCAAAAACCAAGCUAGCGCCGAUAAAAUCAUUGACCAUCCCGCGGCUCGAGUUGAACGCCGCUGAGUUGUUGGCGCGUUGGUUAUACCGCGUCAAGUGUAUUCUCGACCGUCAGGUCAACAUCGUCGGUGUACAUGCUUGGACGGACUCAACGAUUGUCCUGUCCUGGUUGGUCAAUCGCCACGAAUCGUUUAAAAUAUACGUGUCAAAUCGGGUACACAGAAUUAACACGCUACUACCGAGUUGCGUGUGGGCACACAUUCCGUCCACGGACAACCCCGCCGAUUGUGCUUCGCGCGGUGUGUUACCGUCCGAGCUUCCAGCGUUAAAGCUUUAUUGGCAGGGCCCUGAGUUUCUACGUCGUUGUCCGUCAUCGUGGCCGGUCGGGGCCACCAUGCUGCCGCUGAGCGAUUUGCCCGAAGUGCGGGUUUUGUCAGUGACUGUCGACGAUCAACCUCCCGUUGUUGAAUGGUUCGACGAGUUUUCGUCUUAUGACAAAUUGAUUCGCGUUGUCGCCCGUGUGUAUCGAUUUAUAGAUCGUUGCCGCCGCCGCGCAUUGGUUACGCGACGGGCGGUCCUCACCCGUUAUGAACUCGACGCGGCACUUGAUGCGCUGGUGAUCGAGUCACAGCGUAAGUUUUUUGUACAAUUACGGCACGAGUUAUCUCACCGUCUCCGUGUGUCGUCCAAACCACUCGGCCGUUUAUGCCCGUUUAUUGAUCCUUCCGGCGUCAUUCGAGUGGGUGGGCGAUUGCGUCACUCGAUGCUGCCAUAUGACCGUCAGCACCCGAUUCUAUUAGCAAAACAUUCACGCUUGGCCUUGUUGGUGUGUCGUCAUUGGCAUCGCAUCAGCUGUCAUGCCGGACCUCGAGUCGUGACCGCCAUUGUGUCCCAGCAAUUUUGGAUCAUGUCUGUGAGAUCAGUGCUACAUCAAGUCAGCAGUGAGUGUACCAGCUGCGUCCGAUUUGACCAUCAACCACCUCAACCGUUGAUGGCUGAUCUGCCACCAGGCCGUGUCCAACAGUGCCGGCCGUUCGCUCGAGUGGGUAUUGAUUUCGCAGGUCCAUUGCAGCUACAAGAGACCCGCCUUCGCAAAUCACGGUCGUAUAAAGUGUAUAUAGCUGUUUUUGUGUGCUUCGCGGUGAAGGCGUGUCACCUCGAGGUUGUGACCGAGUUAUCUACGGCCGCGUUCCUUGCUGCAUUCGACCGAUUUGUUGCUCGGCGUGGUCUGCCAUCCGACAUUUUCAGCGACUGCGGGACCAAUUUCGUGGGUGCCGAUCGACAAUUGCAUACGCUGAUCAAUAGCCCGGAGGGACAAUCCGCGCUAGGCGACUCUCGUCCGCAUUGUUCCUGGCAUUUCAACCCGCCCAGUGCGCCACAUUUCGGCGGAUUGUGGGAGGCUGCGGUCCGGUCGACAAAAAGGUUAUUGAUUCGCGUCAUGGGUCGUCAUCACUUCACUUACGAAGAAUUCACGACGGUGCUGUGUCGAGUGGAGGCCGUGCUCAACUCCAGGCCACUCACACCGUUGUCAUCCGAUCCAGCCGACUUGGACUACCUAUCGCCGGGACACUUUCUUAUCGGCCAACCACUACUUGCCGUGCCGCCUCGGACAUCGACAGAGGACAAGUCUAGUCUGGUGAACCGGUGGAAGUUGUUGGACCAAUGUCACCAGGCGUUUUGGCGACAAUGGUCCACCGAGUACUUGACCACACUGCAGGCACGCACAAAGUGGUCGAGCGGGUCCCCCAAUAUCCGUCUAAACGAUGUCGUCGUCAUCCGGGACAACCAGUCUCCCCCAUUGUCGUGGCGAAUGGGACGGGUGAUCGCACUGUUGCCGGGAGCCGACGGUGUAGUACGCGUGGUCCGUUUGCGAACCGCCCACGGCGAAGUGACUCGCCCUGUAGUGAAGUUGGUCGUCCUGCCCACCGAAGGGACCUGCCCAGGUACCCCCUGUUAG